Messenger RNA from Dracunculus medinensis (Guinea worm), 4449 nucleotides. The record is from the annotation of a GenBank genome assembly. Lineage: Eukaryota; Metazoa; Nematoda; Chromadorea; Rhabditida; Dracunculidae.
UUUUUGACUCUGAUUUUUUAUGAAUUGAAUCCGUGCAAGAGACAACCAUUCCGUGGGCGAUGUCCACCAACCAGUAAUGGCAUGCAAAUGCGUUCACAAUUUGUUCUGCGUUACUAUUUAAGAGAUAACGAAUGUGUUUCUUAUCCUUUCGGCCAUUGUUCGGAAGAUGAAAAUGAGCCAGUUCUGUUCCGAUAUAAAGAAGAAUGUGAAGGUGCUUGUUUACUGGAAUCUACGCAUACUGAACCGAAACAAGAUGAACAACCACCAACGCGAGAACAAAUUUAUGCUACGUUAGCACCAUUACCUGAAGAAGAAGAUGAAGAAGAAGAGCCGAAAACGGAGUGUUUCCGUCAAAAACAGGCAAGUGAACGCAAUUUGAUAAAAAUCGCUUACAUACCUAUAUGUACAAAGUCCGGUGAAUUUCGAUCUUUACAAUGCGACAUAGAGGGACAGCACUGCUUCUGUGUUGAUUCGAAUGGAAAUGAAAUUGCAAAUUCAAGAAUGAGCAAUGGCAAUCAUCCUGAUUGUUCUCGAAUCAUGAAUGCAAUCAAACCUAACACACAAGAAUGUUCAAUAAAAUAUGAUAAGGGACCAUGCAAUUCUUCAAUAAAACGAUGGUAUCAUGAUGAUAAUGAAAAGAUUUGUAAAAGUUUUGAUUACUCUGGCUGCGGAGGUAAUGGGAACAAUUACGUAAGUAAAUCAGUUUGCGAAAAGCAGUGUGUUACUACAACUGGUUCAAAAAGUUGCAGCAGUGGUGUGGAACCUCUUACCAUUCAAGGAAAGCCGUUUAACUGUGCUCAAACUCCAUGUCCUGCAGGAUACAAGUGCUCAGCAACCGAACGAAGUUCAAUUUGUUGUCCAUUUAUUGACAAAACUGCAGAUGCUGUUCUUUCUGGUGUUGAUACAAGUAUUUGUCAGUUGCCGAAAGAGCGAGGUCCAUGUGAUCGUUAUGAACUACGAUUUUAUUAUAAUAACCAUUUAAAGGAAUGUAAAUAUUUCUUCUUUGGGGGUUGUCAGGGAAAUGCAAAUAAUUUUCAACUUGUUGAAGAAUGUGAAAAGGCUUGUGGAAGGAUACAAGCAGCUAAAAAGUUGUCGUAUGAACGCAUCACUUCAGUUACACCAACAAUUGCUAAUUUACCGACAAUUGCGAUUGUUACUCAUCAUAGAGGACCACAAAUAACGAAAAAUCCCACAUCUUAUGUUAAAGCAGUAGAAACAUUGGAUAAUAUUGAUGGCGACACCGAUGGAAAGAAUAAAGAAGAAAAGCUAUCAUCUAUUCAACCUAAAAUAAAACUUUUAUUUUUAGCAAAAGAUUCGGUGGAAAUAUUAGAUUCGUCAAAUGUAUGUGACCAUAAAGUUGAUCCUGGCACUUGUAACGGCGAUUUUAAACGAUAUGCUUUUGAUUCAGUCAGUGGUGAAUGUAAACCUUUUCGUUAUGGCGGAUGCGGUGGCAAUGGAAAUAAUUUUGCGACUGAAUCUGAUUGUAAAAAGAGAUGUAAAAAACAUGGUAAAUUUUAUUUUUAUGGUGAAAAUUGGUCCAAUCUCUUAUCUCUGCAUCCAAUUGAAGUCGGCGAAUGUUCGGGCAUAUUUGCACGAUUUGCUUACGAUGCCUCAAUAAAUGAAUGCCGUUCAUUCACCUAUGGUGGAUGUGGUGGGAAUGGCAAUAAUUUUGCGACUCUUGCUGAGUGCCGUACAGCAUGCUUAAGAGUGACAUGUUUAUCACAACCACGUUGCGACUUUUCUCGAUGUCAGUUGGUGAGUGAUGCACAAGGUUGCCUAUUCUGUAGCUGCCCGCCUGUUCAACAACCAUCUCCUUUAGGUAACCAAAUUAUGGAAUCCAACUGUCCAUUUGUCGAUGUUUUGAUGUGCACUGAACCUUGUAUAAUUUUUUCAAAUCGUCGUGGGUGUCAAGAGUGUGUAUGUCCAGACGUAUUCAGUGCAACACCACGUCAUUUGGGCACAGGUUUCACCGCACCCGAUGGUAAAUUACAUAUUGCACUACGGAGCAAAUCUGUUGAAUCACAAAAAGUUUUACCUGUCUUUCCAACCUCAUUGCUUUCGCAAUCAGCACCCUCAACAGCAUCACAAUCAUUUCCAUCACAUGCUCUAAACCAGUUCUCAUACCAAAUAUCAGAAAAAAACUUUCAGGAUACUGGACCAUGCAAGAAGAGUAUUCUAAGGUGGUUUUUUAACUCCAAGAUAGGUGCAUGUGAAUCAUUCCAAUAUGGUGGUUGUGCAGGCAAUAGGAAUCAUUUCUUUUCAAAAAGAGAAUGUGAAAUACACUGUGCAAGAUUUUCGAGAGAAGUUAACAUUCAUGGCCAAAAAUUGGCUACUGAUUUGGCCGGAAAUAGGCAGAAGUCAUCCGUUGAACACAUUUUAACGAUAAAUGCAAGUGGAAUAACAAGUAGAAGCAAUUAUUUAGAAUCUGUUCAACCUAAAUUAUUUGCUGAAAGAGCACCACACCAAUCGAAAAAAGAUGCAGCUUGUUUACAAACCCCUGAUGCUGGUCCAUGCUUUGACUAUGUACCAAGGUGGUUUUAUAAUUCUCAGACUGGAAAAUGUGAACAAUUUUCCUACGGCUCUUGUGGAGGAAACAGUAAUAAUUUUUUGGAUCGUCAGAUUUGUGAGUCGAGGUGUAAACCAGGUGAUGCGGCAACUAUACAAUUUCCUCAGAAAUGUACUCUUAAUAAGGACGAAGGUUAUGGCGGUGGCUAUAAUGUUAAGUGGUACUUUAACAGUAGAAAUUUGAGAUGCGAGCAGAUAGUAUUUCAAGGCGCUGGAGGCAAUGCAAAUCAAUUUUCAACACUUGGUGAAUGUCAAAAAACUUGCAACCGUAAUGCUCAAGAAACUGGAAAGAGUCAUUCGACUCCCAAGUAUUUUUUAACCGCAAAUAACAUAGUUGUCGAUCUCUCUUCAUUAUCUCAAGUCGAACAGUUCAAAUCUUUGAAAAAUCGAAUUUCCGCAUCAAAAUCGCUCUAUGGCGCAGAAGCAUUCCACGAAAAAUCAAAUGAAGCGUCCGAAGAGCAGUUACCUUUUCUUGGUCCAUCACCACCAAUGGAAAUUAAUUACCAGAAUGGAACUCGAGCUAAAGGUAGAUCGAAAAUUCACGAAUUGUUCGAUCUUCAAUCUUCUCAAUUUGCUCUCACUAACUCUCCUUUUUUGGGCUUUCAACAUCAAAUUUUCCCUGAUAGAGUUCCUCCUUGUCCAAAUAAUCUAUUACCAAUGCUAUACUCAAAUGGGCGACCAGUGAUGUGUCUUCCUGGUAAAAAUCAAUGUCCAGAUAAUUCAGUCUGUUAUUUCAGUGGCCUCGACUUUUAUUGUUGUCCUAAUGAAGAUGAUCCAUAUGAUAAGCACAUCUUUGGAGGUAAUCUGUUUAAAAAUUCCAUUGGGUAUUGUUGCUUCUUAAAUAAAAUGCCAUUAACGGAUAACAAUGCGAAAUCGACACCAAAAUCAUUGAAUCGGUAUUCUUUGGCCACUGUAAUGAAUAAUACGACCCAGAAGGCGUUCGUUAACCCAUGCAGUUACAAUGUAGAUCCUGGUACUUGUAAUGAAGCUCAUCUUCGUUACUUCUAUGAUAAUGGAAGUGCAAGCUGCAGAUUAUUUUAUUAUGGGGGUUGCGAAGGAAAUGGGAACAACUUUGCAACACAACAGGACUGUGAAGAACUUUGCAAAACUGAUGUGCUAAAUGAAUUUUCAUCGAGUGACCCACCUUCUGGAGUUUGUCCCGGUGGACUCGUUCCUCUAGGUGGAAAUGCACCAGUGCUGUGUGGUAAUCGUACAGAUUCUAUAGCAUGCCCACCACGGUAUUUUUGCCGAAUGGGACCACCUGAUAUUUGCUGCCCUCAAGGCACACAUUAUCCUGACUUUGUAUAUUCAGCGGUCCUUGGAAAAUCACGCCCAUCUUCAAUUUUUCCAUCAGCUAUGUGUUCCGAUGGAUCCGAUGCUUUGUUAGAUGGUUCAGGAGAACCUCUGACUUGUGGGUCAGGGUUCGAUGGUAAAUCUCUUUGUCCGGUCGGUUAUUAUUGUUCGAUGGAUCCAGAAAGGAAGGAGCGAUUAUGCUGCCCAAUGGAAACCACAGGCAGCAAAAUUCCACCACCUUCCGCAAUCGCUCCAUAUUUCGGAUUACGAAGGCAUAAUCCUGGCGAAGUAAUUGAACGUGGAUCUUUCCAACUGAAGGUGCCAUAUUCUUUUAUAUUUUUAUUUCAAUUUGUCUUAUCCUCAUUUAUAGUUCAGCAAAAUAGUUUGCACUUUUUCUUCGAAUGCGCAGUUCACUAUUUUAAAGGUCGAUUGUGCCGUGAAGAUGAAGUUAACCCACGAACGAAUUUGCAAUAUUUUUACAGUCGGCGAGAGAAGAAGUGUAAAUUAUUCUUUUAUCGUGGAUGCGGUGGAAAUGCAAAUCGUUUUGAAACUAAAGCGCAGUGUGAAUCUCUUUGCGGCGUAAGUUUUUGA